UAUAUAUAAAGCCAAAGCCUUUAGGUUAAUCGCAAAUCUCUACUUCUCUCUUAGGGUUUGCGAAAUCGCUUUCUCUGCAAUCGGAACCCUAAUAAUUGAUCAUAUCGAUUGUUAGAUCGGACCAGAGAGAAAAAAGAUACAGAGAGACAAACAAUGUCUCGGUGUUAUCCUUAUCAUGGACCUCCGAAUGCGAACAAAGGAGAGGCCUUGGACGAGUUGAUUAAGCUUCGAAAAGAUAAAGAAGAAGUGUUAAAGUUAAGGACAGGAAAAUGUGAUAAAACAUUGAAAAGGAAUGAUCUUCAGGAGAAGAUCAAGAAGAAGAAGAGAAAAAGUAAUGAUGGGCAUGUUUCUAAGGUAGAUGACUCAAGUGAUGUUACUCAAGAAGAUGGGCAACCAAUUAGUAGCAAUUACAAGAAGAGGAGAUUAGAUGAAGUGGAGUCUAAUAAUGUUGGGGACAAGGAAAAUAGAAAGAUUCUUAUCCGGAUACCCAAUACUGGAUUUGGGAAACAUAGCUUUAAACCCUGCCGGGAAUUGCCAUUGGCUGUAUCGGAGAGCAGAAUUGAAACUAAGGGUGCUCUUAAGCAAUGCCAAGAGUUGCCAUUAGCUGCACAAGUGAGCAGUAAGGAGAGUAAACAAGAGUUACAAAAUCAGGAGUUGCCCUUGCCUUUGUCUUUGCAAGGGAGCAAUAAAUUGGAGAGUAAUGAAGCGAAGAAACUCUGUGUUAGACUAUCUCCGCAGUUACUUAGACAACGCCAGGGAUCAUCAUUAGCUCCACAAACGAGCAGCAGGGAAAUUAAGAAGGAAGAAGCUCAGAAACUGCCUCUUAAAACAUCUCGAGAGUUGCCUUUGGCUGUACAAGAGUGCAAUAAAUCCAACAGGAAUGAAGCUCAGAAGCUUUGUCUUAAACCAGCCCGAGAGUUUCCAUUAGCUCCACAAGCUAGUAGCAGGGAAAUUAAGAGUGACAAAGCUCAGAAACUACCACUUAAAAGGCCUCGAGAGUUGCCUUUGGCUGUACAAAAGUGCAAUAAAUCUAAGACGAAUGAAGCUCAGAAACUCUGCCUUAAACCAUCUCAAGAGUUGCCAUUAGCUCCACAAGCGAGCAACAGGGAAAUUAAGAGGGACGAAGCACAGAAACUACCACUUAAAAGGUCUCGAGAGUUGCCUUUAACUGUACAAGAGUGCAAUAAAUCCAAGACAAAUGAAGCUCAGAAACUCUGCCUCAAACCAGCUCGAGAGUUGCCAUUAGCUCCACAAGCGAGCAGCAGAGAAACCAAGACAGAUGAAGCUCAGAAGCUCUGCCUUAAAACAUCUCAAGAGUUGCCUUUGGCUGUUCAAGAGAGCAAUAAAUCCACGAGGAAUGAAGCUCAGAAACUUUGCCCAAAACCAGCUCGAAAGUUGCCAUUAGCUCCGCAAGCGAACAGCAGGGAAAUCAAGAAGGAUGAAGCUCAGAAGCUCGGCCUUAAAACAUCUCAAGAGUUGCCUUUGGCUGUUCAAGAGAGCAAUAAAUCCAAGAAGAAUGAAGCUCAGAAACUGUGCCUUAAACCGUCUCAAGAGUUGCUUAAACAACGGCAAGAGUCUCCAUUAGCUCCACAUGUAAACAAUAGGGAAAGAAAGGGGUGUGAAGAAGCUCAGAAAUUCUUCGUUAAACCAGCUCGUGAGUUGCCCUUGGCUACCCAAAAUAGCAAUAAAUCCAAGAGUAAUGAAGCUAAAAAACCCUGCCUUAAAUCUGCUCGAGAGUUACCCUUGCCUAUACAAAAUAGCAAUAAAUCCAAGAAUAAUGAAGCUAAAACUUUCUGCCAUAAACCAGCUCAAGAGUUGCCCUUAGCUAGACAAGAGACCAAUAAAUCCAAUAGUAAUGAACCUCAGAAACUCCUCCUUCAACCAGCUCGAGAGUUGCCCUUAGCUAGACAAGAGUCCAAUAAAUCCAAUAGUAAUGAACCUCAGAAACUCUUCCUUCAACCAGCUCGAGAGUCGCCUUUGGCAAUACAACAGAACAACAAAUUCAAGAGCAACGAUGCUCAAAAGCUCUGCCUUAAACCUUCUCAAGAGUUGAUUAAAAAACCGGAAGACUUGCCAUUACCUUCAUGUGGAAGGGAAAGCAAGAAGCCCCAAACUCAAAAACUCUGCACAAAACCAGCUCAAGAGUUGCCUUUGGCUACACAAGAGAGCAAUAAACCCGAGAGUAAUGGAGCUCAGAAACUCGACCCUAAACCACAAAAGAGGAUAGAAUCCAAAAGGGCCUCCUUGAAAACCAGUUCAUGUGUUAAAGAUGAUGGUAUUCAAAGCUGUGCUUAUUUGUAUAAAAAAUUGAUUGAGGAUAGGGUUCUUCCAAAGAUUGAAAGAGAGCAUUGUGAUUUUGAGGACGAAUGGCUCAUCGGGUCAAAGAUGGAAAAGCAGGAAAAUAGACAAGAAUCCAUAGUACAUGAAGUAACAAAUGCUGUUUUAUCAAGUUCUAUGAGCUGCAAUUUGUGGCCAAAAGCUCAUUACUUACCUAAAGCUGAUGUGUUUGCAUUGCCUUACAGAGUGCCCUUCUAAUUUUUGAUAGUUAAAUUUGAGAUAAUUUUUUAAUUUUUUAUUUAGUUCAGUGUCUUAACCAAAAAAACAGAGAACCAUAUACUGAAAUUUUGUAAAGUAUGAAUCACACUAAUGAGAAUGAGAAGAGUAGUAUGAUUACUUUAUGUGAA
Cannabis sativa is the source of this 2684-nucleotide messenger RNA. RefSeq lists its product as uncharacterized. Bases 154 to 2535 code for a protein of 793 amino acids. The transcript has 3 exons. Lineage: Eukaryota; Viridiplantae; Streptophyta; Magnoliopsida; Rosales; Cannabaceae. The record is from RefSeq and is a predicted model, not a curated record.